UGCUUAUAGCUAGUUAAGUGUUUCAGCUAAAAAAUCAUAUAGUUCCACAAUGUCUCAAUCUAAAGAUUAUACAAUAACAUCUAUACACGAUGCUGUUAGAUUUAAAAAUGUACACGUUAUAGAAUCGUUAUUGAAAAACGGCGCUGAUCCGAAUAUUGUAGAUGAUCAAGGUCUGACAGCACUGAAUUUGAUUUGUUAUCAACCCGAUUUGAAGGAGGUCCAAUUUGAAAUGAUUCGACUUCUUAUUCAGUACAACGCUGACGUUAAUAUCUACGAUAAAGACGGCUAUAAUCCGAUGAUGAACCUUUUUGUCGAAGCUUCUAACGAUACAGAAUUCCAUAUGCGUAUUAAAGUAUUUAAAUUACUACUUGAGAACAAAGCCGAUGUCACACACGUUAAUAACGAUGGUGAUACAAUAUUACACGUAACCGUAUGGGAUGCAGAGAAUCCAAAAAUUGUAGAAGCAGUUGAACUGCUGUUGAAAUAUGGUGCUGAUCCAAAUGUAGUUGAUACAGAAGGCAUGACACCUUUAAAUCUUAUAUGUGAUAGUUAUUAUUCAAAUAAUGUCCGAUUAAAGUUGAUUCGACUAAUUAUCCAAUACAAAGCCGAUGUUAAUAUCAAAGACAAAAAGGGUAAUAGUCCAAUAAUGACCAUUGUUGCCAAUUGUGACUAUUAUAACAUAGAAUUACACAUGAAGAUAUUUACAUUACUACUAGAAAACGAUGCCGAUGUCACUAAUAUCGAAUACGAAAAUGGACAAACUAUAAUGCACAAACUCCUUCACCUUUCAUCAUGGAAUCCAUGUAUUGUAGAAGCAGUUGAAUUGCUAUUAGAACAUGGAGUGGAUGUAAAUAUCCAAACUAUAAGUGGACUUACUUGUUUGCAUUUAGCUGUUUACUAUCAAGAUCUGGAAUUGGUUGAACUGCUAUUGGAAUAUGGCGCUAAUUUUAAUAUUACUGAUCUCGACGGUAACAUACCUUUAAAUUAUACGUUUAAAAAUUUGAGGUUUAAGGAAUUCGGUGUUACAUUGGAUUUCGAAAAAAUUUUACAAUUAGUGAUGCUUCACGUUGAGAACAAUGCUGACCUCACGUGUAUGAGCAAAGAUGGAAAAACUGCAUUGCACUCACUCGUCAUAAAUUUAAGUAUGUAUACAUCGAAACAUUAUGAUAACAUGGAUUUUGAACCGAUGAUGAAAUACGUGCAUAAAUGUAUUAAAAUACUUCUAAAAAAUGGAUUAGAUGUUAAUAUUCAAGAUCGAGAUGGACGUUCCCCGCUUAAUGAAGCUGUGUCAUACUGCAAUUAUAAUUUAGUCAAAUUUCUUAUAGAACACGGCGCUGAUAUGUCUACUGUACGAUUCAAAGGUGGAUUUCUGGAAGGCCAAUCUAGCGUCUUACGAAAUCUGAAAAUGACUCAAAACAUAUUAGCUAUUGUUGACUUUUUAGAAAGCAAAGGUUUUCAAAUGAACAAAGAUCAAUGGUUAUUAAUAUGUCAAUUUUUGAUUAGAUUUGAUUUGCCUGAUGAGACUAAAUUCAAUACUGUAUGUUACGUAUGGAAGACUUUGGAAUUUGGUUCUGAUUUAAUGAUUAAAAAGUUAGUAGAAAAGCUUCCCUCGAUGGAUUGGAAUCGAAGUAUUAAAGAGAUGAUAUAUGAGACUGUUCAUGAACAUCUAUAUACAGUAGAACACGGAAAAAUAUAUAUGGACGUGGAAAUACAUAAUUAUUUGCGAGAGAAGUUAAAUUCACCGGCUGUUCAAACAAUGGUUGAAACGUCUUACCAAUUUGAAGAAGAGAUUAAAGAAGAAAUUGAUGAAGCUAAGAGGACAAUGAUUGGCAAUAACAUUUCACUUUUAGACCUUUGCACUUCUAGUCCCGAGAAAACAUAUAAGUUAUUGAAAAAUUGUGAUUAUAAAUCAGUAGUAAACUCCGAAGAUUUUAUCGACGAUUUUUGGAUAGUCGGAAGAACAAUUAAAGGGCACAUUAUAAAAAGUUUAGUUAGAAGACUAAUAACACAAUUGACAUCUGACUGUGUUCCUUUAUUAACUAAAGGUGUUUUACCCGAUUUAUGUUGUGAAAAAAUCAUCAAAUAUUUAGGUAAUGAAGAUUUGUUAUCUUUAUACGAAUCAGUUAUAGAUGAAUUAUAA
This is a messenger RNA of Trichogramma pretiosum, 2140 nucleotides long. Its product is annotated as putative ankyrin repeat protein RF_0381. Gene Ontology annotation, molecular function: protein binding. The coding region runs from base 50 to 2140 and encodes 696 amino acids. NCBI's taxonomy places the organism in Eukaryota, Metazoa, Arthropoda, Insecta, Hymenoptera, Trichogrammatidae. The record is from RefSeq and is a predicted model, not a curated record. The transcript has 2 exons.